This is a messenger RNA of Cetraspora pellucida, 1583 nucleotides long. Lineage: Eukaryota; Fungi; Glomeromycota; Glomeromycetes; Diversisporales; Gigasporaceae. The record is from the annotation of a GenBank genome assembly.
AUGUUCCACUUGGACUUACAGGUGCACAAAUUAUCCCUGCUCGAAAUAGGAUGCCCAACUAAUGCAGUACCAGUUGCACCAAAUGCUGGAGGAGGUGUUCCUAUUAUUCUAGCAGGAAUUCGAUCUGGACAAAGGCUUUGGUGGAUAAAAAAACAUUAUCCAACUGCUAAUAAAUAUAUAAAGAUGUUAGAAAUUGGAGCAUUAAGACAAGGCGUAUAUGAGAGUGUACCUUCAUUCUGGACAAAAAUUCAGAAAUAUGGCGAUCAACUCGGUUAUACUCCAGCACAGAAAAAAACCCAUUUCUUAUCUGGAGUUAGACCUGAUAUUAGAGAUGAAAUUUAUAGAAUUGGUCAAACAAAACCCAUUAACAAUAUUAUUGAUAGUUUGGAAGAACUUGAAUUAUGUCAUGGAAUAUUACAACAGGCACUAUCUCAACCUCGCUAUGCACCUAUUGCUCCUGCUAUUCCAGAUAUAGAAAAAUUAAAGGCUGAACUUCAAGCACAACAACCACAAGUUGCAACAGUAGGAAAUUUUCAACCCCCACCCAAGUUUUACCCUAUAAAAUCAGAAAAAGCUUGGCAAGCAUUUUACAUAGUAGAUCAAGAAGGUAAUAAUAUGGAUUUACUUACCCAAGAUCCAGAUUACCUUAAAUACCUCGAGCAAGCAAAAGCCUUAUAUAAAACACUACAAAAAUCCAACCAAUCUGUCAGAAUGGAUAGAAUAGAAGAAGGGCUUAAUGAAACUCGAGAUACUAUAAAUCAGUUAGCAGACCAAUUACAGAAAAAAGUGUAUAUAAAGAAAUGUGGAAUUUGUGGAGAAACAGGACAUAGCAAAGGCAAAUGCCCCAAUCAACCUACGGUCCAAUCUAAUUAUACCCGAUCAUAUUUUACAUCUCUCAAGCCAAUAUAUCCCCAAUACACACCUCCUAAUUCAGAUGAUAGCGAGGAGGAUGAAGUUACAGAAUCUAAACAAAAUGAAAAAGUCACUAUGCCAAACCUUUUUCCAGAAUCGGAUGACCAGUUAUUAGAAUUAUUAUCUCUAGCAAUGCGAAAAAAAAUUACUGACUCAUCUACAAAAAAUAAAUGGGCCGAAUCACUUGAAUAUAUGCAGUAUAGAAUUGAAGAUAUAAUUAUUCCAGAUGGGUUUGCCGAUACAGCAUCGGGAUGUCUUGUUAUGAAUAAAGCACUAAAUGAGGCAUUAGGAUGGAAUCUUGGGAUGGCACCAAAUUUUUCCCUUAGACAUAAUUCUGAUCAUAUAACGAAAUUAGAAGGAGGACAUAAGGAUGUUACUGAAACAGGACAUGUUGUUGUUAUUGAUGAUGGAAAACCUGAUUACCUUCUUUGUUUAGGAACACCAUGGAUUCGAAAAGUUCAAGGAAUUCUAGAUAUAAACAAACAUGAAUUUCGAAUGAUAGUUCGUGGAAAAUCUUAUAUUAUUCCAACCUUUACUAAGCCAAUCAAGGAUAAUAUUUUAUCAAGCCUUUAUACAACAGUGAUUUGGGAUAAUAAUUCAAAAAAUCAAACUUUUGAUUCUUCUACCAAGAUCGAUACUAAAGAGGAGCCAGCAUCUAAUGAGGAAAAAGA